AUGUGGGAAGGGAUAGUGCAGAAGUUCCUUCACCGAUAUCUAAGCCCCUAUAUCUAUGGACUGCGUAAAGAUAAGGUAACUUUCGGUCUCAUGUCAGGUGACUUAAGGAUAACCGAGUUUUUCGUAAGACCGGAAGUAUCGGAUUUGCUGGACUUGCCUUUUAACGUGGACUACGGUCGGGUGGAUUACCUACAGUUGCAUAUGCCUUGGGGCGGCAUGUUAUUGGGCAAGGCUAACCAACAGGUAUCCUUGACGGCUAGUGGCAUUACGUUGUUCUUGUCACCGAGGAUAAUGGAUGCUGGAGGCGACCCUUAUGAGGAGGCACAGAAAAUGGUGGAGCGUUUGAGACAGCAAAAGUUCAAGUACGUUUUGCACGGCGAAAAGGUUGCAGUGGACAGUUGGCGCCUGGAGCAGGAGGCGAACGAAAAAAAGAACGAUGGGGGUGGAGGUGGUGGAGUUGGUAAUUUCCUGGUUGGAAAGAUGCUGAAGAAUUUGACCAUUGACUUCAAGGACAUUACCGUGUGUAUCCGUGACCCUGCCCGAGAGUUAUUGUUAGGUUCGAAUGUGUGUGCAAUCCAAAUUUACAAUACCGACGACCGAUGGCGGAAAACAGUGGUCGAUAGUGGUAAUAGUGACUCUCAGUAUAAGGUGGCUGAGACCCAAGGAAUUGGGGUAUACUAUGGAAGAUGCCAGUACAUCGAUCCUCCAAUAAUUGAGAAGAUAACUGAGACUAUAGGCGCCAGUCACGAAGGUUCCAUAGAAGGUUCCCCACCUGGCAUGUCUGUUGGGAUGUCUGCGGGCAUGUCUGGUGGUAUGUCUGGUGGUAUGUCUGGCGACUUGAAUUCUAGAGGAGAUGCAGAGCUGAAUUUGAAAGAAGGGACUCUGGACCAAAUAAAGACCAACGCGGCGUAUGGAGAGUUGGGUAAGCGUAUUAAGGGCGUAAUUGGUACGUCGGGGGAGAUAGACGCCGUGGGCGGCUCGGGUUUGGAGCCAGGGCCUGUGGGUGACAAGAAGGUUCGGUUUACAGUAACGGUUGGUGUGGAUCGAACGCGUUCUAAGUUUGUGGCAGGUAAUAACGUGUGUAUGGAUGUGGUCUUACAGGAGUUUGGUUAUGUACUGAAUCCGACGAAUAUCAAGUUGAAUUUGAACAAGAGUAAGUCGGUAGUGGAGGCGACUUUGGUGAUUGACGAGAAGACACGGGGUAUUACGAUCCAGCGAACGCAGCUAAAAAGUUUGUUGGACUUACACCGAGAGAACCAACUGCGUCAAAAAAAUUACCACCGACUUCUGAUGGCUGAGAGUAAUUACGUGAACCUAACGCCAGAGGCUCUGGAGGAUGAUGGCGCAACUAAAAACGAGUACUGGACAUUGUACUCGAAACAGCUGUUGGUAGCCGGUGGGUACAGCGAGGAUGCUCUAACCCCCCAGGAAUUGUCUCGUCUCCGCAUCCUCAACGACAUAGUACCAAGCCGAUUACUUAUCAAGUGGCGUAGUAGAUGUUCUAUUGCGUUUGAAAAACGGAUACCUCGACCGACCAAGGAAGACCGUCCACCACCUAGCUGGUGGAGUCGUCUCACACGCCAAGAUGAGGUCCCUGGCGUCAUCGUCGCUGCUGACUCAGGACCGCCGUUGCUCUUGGACCCUCAGGAAGUCAAAUACCUCCAAAAUGAACUUCAACUUCUUGAUGACAUGGCUCUCUCCUCCAAUAACUCCCUAGCUCUCAAAGUUAGCCUCAACAAAUUCGCCAUCGAACUACUCGCCGACGACCAGGCCAGUUUCCUCCACUUGCUCUUGAGCGGCGUCAGUCUCGAGCUUCUCCUUUCACCAAAAAUCGACCAUGAACUCAGAGAAGUUUACGAAUGGUCUUUCAGUGGCCGAAUGCAGUCUCUUACCUGCAGCCAGUGGGGUGAGACUUGGAUGUACUUCCAAGGUUCACCCAAAGCGGGGUCUCCGCAACAUAGCGUCAGUCAAAGUUUCGCUGGUGACGCUGAACGCAGUGGAACCGGACUCGGCGGCACCGGACGCAGUGGGACCGGACUCGGCGUCACCGGACGCAGUGGGACUGGACCGAGCGGGGCGGGUUUGGGAUCGGGCGUUGAGCAGGGCUACGACCGGCGUGCCAGUUUCGAGUUUGAAGAUGCAGUGGAGGACAUGUCGGAAGAUGGGCAGCGGCUAGACUCAUUGGACUCGAAUGGCAAGAGCUACGUCAAGAGCUUCAGCGGUGCCCGUAGCUUCAGUGGUGCCCGUAGCUUCAGCGGUGCCCGUAGCUUCAGCGGCGUUAAGAGCAUGAGCGGGGUCCUGACCGAAAAGGAUUUGAGUUUGGAACAAAGCCCUGAAUCUCAAUCCGGUCACUUGUUUCAUGAACAGAGUAACAUAGACCAACCAGUAGGUUUGGACUCGGAGGUAAGGAAUGAAGAGCGCGGAGUGGUGGGUAGUUUUGUGGAAGUAACAAACAAGAUUUUAGAGACACAUCAUUUGUUGAGUGUUAGCACACAAGUAUUACCUUUAAUAUUAGAAGUGAAGCCAAGUAUAUUCGUGGAGUUUAUAAAGUUCUUUACAUUCGAAGCAUCAUCGGAGUUUGAGGAAGAGAUGCGACGUGUGAAAGAAAUUGGUGCAUUAAGGGAUAGUGCGCUGAAUGAUCUGGUGAUGGAUCAGACAGAAAAAUUGAAGGCGAAGGUUGCGGUUAAUCAAGCGGCGGAUCAGCGUGUAGCUAAGGCGAAAAGAUUUCGUUGGGAUGUACAUAUGGCGGCCCCGAUCGUCGUUUAUAAUGACCCGAGUGUGGGGAACAUAAAACUUAACUUAGGUCGUCUGGACAUUUCGACACCAGAGGAAAGAACCAUUCAUGACCUGUUAUUCGAUUGUAAGUUAACGGAUAUUAUGUUGAAUUGUGCAGUCUACAACGAGCUCGGUAAACUAUUACCAUCUACUCAAGUCAUUUCACCUAUAUCCAUGAGGGUAUUGGUGAAUUUGGAGAAACUCAAUCAUGUAGAUGUAUGUCUCUCCACAGAGUGUAUCGAUCUUAGAAUAGACCCCGGUCUCAUGCGACUCGUUCGAGACAUACCCCACUCCCUUCGCACCCAGACCAAGACCGAGCCCGACCUGUGUCCAGGACAGACCGACGGCGGCAACUCGGCACCCGAAGAUGAACUCGUAUCACGCUUUAUUCUACAAAGCAGCUCCGAUUACCUAGCCAACAUACCCUCUCUACCCGGCUCCAGCAAUCUGCUGGAGGAUGAGGCUCAUGACAAACAACCCGAACUCUCCAUGCUAUCCGUCCUCUUCAAAUUCAAUAAAAUCUCCUUCACCAUGGAAGACUUUGAAAAGGGUGACCGCCUUAUCGCAAUUUUCGCAAACACUAAUGCUGGUUACCGGAAGGACUGGACCACCGGCGAGUACUACACCGAGUUCCAAUGCGGAAGCUUCCUCGUUGCCGACGGCGUUGAUGACUUUGUCCUCGCCGAAACCGUCGGCGGCGAUGAAGACGUCUUCGCCGACGUCUUACCUACGAGCGUAGCGGGACCAGGCCUUACGGCACCAGGCCUGACGGGACCAGGCCUGGCGGGCCUAGGCCUGGCGGGCCUAGGCCUGACGGGCCCAGCAGGCCUCCCAAGACCAGACCGGGGUCCGUGGGGCGGCAGCAAAGCAUUUGAAGCGCGCUUUUGGGAAAGAGGCGUCAGCAACACGCCGAGCAUGGAGCUGGAUUUCAGCAAAAAGUUCCGGCUCUACGACAUCGCCCUGCCUACUCAACAGUGUCUGGAGGUCCGGGCCACAGUGCUCAGUCUGGACUGGCACCCCUUCUCUGUGGCCAGCAUCAUUUCGCUCGCCUAUGAGUACCUGGACUUGUUAGAGGCGCCCGAGGACGCGACGUACGACUUGGACUCAGUCGUGGAGUCGUUCGGUGAGUCGGCCGACGGGGCUGCCCCAGAGGCGGGGUCUGCACCGGCCCAUUUGGAGGAGGGCGAUAGAGUUGUUGAGGAGACGCCGCACCCGGCGGGCCAACCGACGCCUUCGGUACGAGACCAGAUGCCAGCGGGGCAGAGCCCAGCGAAACAAAGCCCGACGGGUCAUGGUACAGCGGGAGGUGCUGAGGAUGUGGCCAGUGCGUUGCGGGGUGGCGAGAUCCCGAACGUUGACGUGAUAGAUCCGAUUCCACCAUGUCUGUAUCGCAUUGAGGCAAAGGGUGUGAAAUUAAACUUUUGGGAAGAUUCGAGUGCGAAGGCGAUUUUGCAGAACUCCGUGGGAUUGACAACGAUGGAAAUGACGGCGAUUUACACCGAGGCAACGAAAGAGGAAUUGAACGUGGAUAUGACGGUAGAAAAGGUUUCGUGCUGGGCUCAGGGUCGUUGUGUGUUUUCGAACGCAUUGGAUACCUCAACUGCGCUGCAAGUGAACUACCGCAAGUAUAUGCUCAAGCCUUAUAGCGGUGCGUGUUUAGUGAAAAUCAGCCCGGUGGAAUACGCAUAUUACAACCAGGAUUUGUUAAAAUUUGUGCGUUAUUUGUCUGGCAGUGUUUUAGAAGCGAUUGUGAAAAAGUCCUAUGAAGUAGCUAAGACCAUCGCCCAGCAGAAACAAUUUUACUGGGCUGUCGUCAUGGACUCGCCCGAGCUCAUAAUGCCCGAAGACAAAACUAUCAUCCCUCAGAUCUGGAAAAAAUUCCAACAAGAAAUCGCCAAAGACGGCGCUGACUUCUUCAAACGUCUUGGCGGCUACCGUAGCGCUGACAUACAUUACCGUGCCUGGGAGCACAAGCGGUACAAGCAGCGCGGUUUGGACACACUUCCGAGUGCGACCCAACUCUAUGGAACGGAGCUCAAUGCGACUCAACCAAGUGUGGGUAUAAUGGGCGGUGAGAGAGGAGAGGGCAGCACGGUGGAGACGGUCCAGACCAUGAAGAUGCGUGCCCUUGCUUUCGGUGCGGACCAAGACUUAAGCAAAGACUUGAGUAAAGACUUGAGUAAAGACUUGGGCAAAGAUUUGGGUAAGGACUUGGUGGAUUUGUUCCAGCCGAACUUUGCUGGUGGCGUGUGUGAGGCACACGCGAACCUGUUCAACCCGCCGAACGGGCACGGGCCGGUUGCGGACUUGUUACAUUCGAACGUGGAUCGGUACUAUUGGGGUGCCUACGUCAAGGCGACAUUAUCGAAGCUGGUGAUUGGGAACCUGGGGGAGAAUGAUCAGGGUGAGAGCAAGUUGAGCGUGAGCCUGCAUGGCUUUUCGCUCAGCGCACAUGGCAGCUAUGGCUUUUAUAGCGAUAAUGCCACCACUAACUCAGAAUGCGUCACGGGAACUCUGCUAGACCCCUUCGACCUGAAUUUGGCCAUCGACUCAGACCCCUUAGGCCACUUGCUUGUGGACUCCGUGGCUACCCCGCUACAUGCCAGACUCACUCGAAAACAACUAGCUGUCGUACUCGACGUCCUCAACGAAAACAUCUCCGGCGGAGGUUACAACCCGCAACCGGUGGAGUCUCUCGUCCCAUCCGCCGAAUCUGUACAAGACAUGUCGCCCACCAAAUUCUCCCUCCGUCUUUCCGUCCCCGACAUGCUCCUCGGAGCACUCUUCACAGAGACGAGACCUCUCUUCUCCCUGGCAGUCAAGGACAUCGAAUUGGCUGCUGACGCAGCUCUGUACUAUGCAUUUAACAUAUACGGUUUCGGUCUGAUGGGCGGUAGCGUGACUUUGAUGGAUGAGCGAAUAGGUUCCGUUAAUUUGAACAAACAGUUUUGCAAGACCACGGACUUGCGAGGGAGCAAGGGCAACAUGGAGUCAGCCUACGACGUCCCCUCCAACCUUCCUUCGGAUCUCCCCUCCAACCUUGCUUCCGGCAACCUCCCGUCCGGUCGCCCGUCCAAUCUACCAUCUGGCGUCCCGUCGGGUGGUGCGACGGUGGAUGAUCAGUUGCCUGCUGCGGCUUGCAUGACUGACGGUUCAUGUAACAGCAGUCGUGCGGCAGAGCUAAUGGCGAAGUUUUAUUGGCUGCCGAAGGAGAGUUUCGUGUUCAACUGGUAUCGAUCGAUACCAGAGUUGUCAGACUACAGUUUCCGUCUCUUCUUUACCUCGAACUUAAGUCAGAGCCGACUGGAAAUUUCUGUGUUGCACGCCCAGUUCCAAUUCCUCGGAUUAUUGGGACUGGAUGCUUUCGAGUGGGUCGUCAGUUCGCUUGGCUUCAGUUCCCUUAAGGCUUACCCGAAACCCAUUACAGCCGUAAUGAAGAACCCGAAAACCAAAAAGGUUGCCUCCGUCCGGAACACUUCACCCCGUUCCGUCGUCUCGCCUCGUGCCUCCCCCACCGCCGGGGACGCGGAGCCUGGUGCCGAGAAGACCCCUACACCGGCUAAGUCCAAAUCAAAACAGAUUCUACAACGGCGCUCGAAUUCCCCCGUUCUAAGUCCGUUCAAGAGCAGCACACUCAAAAGCAGCCCGGUCAAGAGCAGCUCUCACAAGACGGGCAGCAGCCCAGUUAGUCGGGUCGAGGACGUAGGGGUGAGCGGUGGACGUGUGGCGUUGCCCGAGAACAUUCCUUUCCUCUUCGACAUCUUAUGCCAUCGCGCACGUGUCGCUUUGCCUUGCGCCGACGGUGCCUCCUGCCUCUCUUGGACCACCGACCUCGUCGUUCGCGGUGUCUCGGACGUCACCGGUGUCACCUUCCCGCAGCUGAACCUCCUCGAUGGCCAGGUCUUCGUCGAACGGGGUGAUUCAGGUCGCAGCGACCUAGGUCGUCACGACCUAGGUCGUCACGACCGGAGGGGUUCGAGUCCCGGGGGCGGGAGAUUAGGACCUGUGUGUGAGGGGUUGAGUUUGGUUGGCGGAGGUGGAUAUAAGAUGUUGUAUGAUCCUGUGUGGCAGCGUGUGCCAGUGAAGCCACGGCACACGCGUUUGCAAUCGUUAAAUAAGCACUUGUACGGAUUUCUGGCUGAAGAUGUGGCGCACGCAUUUUUUGUGGCGGAAGGAUACUUCACAUUCAAGGUGGCACCUAUCCGAGCUCGUGUGUCCGUCGUUGAUUUGCCAAUAGUGCGUGAGGCUGUGUCGUUAUUGUUCCAGGACAUCCCGAGUGCUUCAACGGGCGAGGCGGCGCCAACCAUCACACCACCGGUGUAUGUAAAGCAGAGCAGUGGACCCUUCUGUCAUCCCUCGGAUCAGUCGAUGUUUCGUUUCUUUAAUGUGGAAGUGGCGUUACCGGAGGUUCGUUUGGAGUGUAUUGAGACCAAGUCCGCACAGGGUAUAAAAGUCCCCGUGUUCGCCCUCGAUCUUACGGAUAACGUCCUAUUCGUUGGUUGGUGCCCUCAGGCAUUGCUCGUGGACCUUGAAAGGUGCGACCUUCGCGUCCUUCACUAUAACCUUAACGGUGGUGACUGGGAACCUUUCGUCGAGUCCUGCGUUCUCCACGCUUCCCUACGACGUACCAGACCUCUUAAACGUGUACUCGAGUUCUUGCGCGAACAACUCGUCCUCCGCACAGGCUUGCUCCAAGCCAACUCCAGCACGACACCCGCCCUACUCGCCAACGGCGAACCCGUCCUUGUCUCGCCCCUGACACUCCCCCUACCGUCCCGACCAGGCAUACCACCACCGUUGCCUGGCAACCAUCUCCAAGCCCCCGGCAGCGGGCUUGCCACCAACGGACUUGCCGUCGGCAACAGACUUGCGGUCGCCGCUGUGAACACUCUGGCCCCCAGUCCUACUCCGGCGCCCAGCAGCGUCCAGUCGCUCGUCAGCACGAGCAUGUCGCCCCCGAUCCUUACCGAAACCAUCCACGAACGCGUGGAGAAAGACCCCACCUUCCAGGCAAUCCAGGCACACAUUUGGGAUACAGGAGGCCACAAGACCCGAAAACGACCCGUACAUCAAGAACGACUCUCUUUCACUAAGCCACUUACUCUCAAUCUCACUCCCAGAAUAAUCCAUGAUAGUUUAUGGAUUAUGGCCAAACUCAAAAGCGGACCGGAGAUGCAAGAAAUCACAACCGGCGAUCGAACUGGCUCAGUAACCGCCGUCAAUCUCAGUGGCGUUCAACUCAUUCUUCUCAGACUCAGGUCCCAGUUUAUACCCGCCUUUGACUCAGACUCAGAACAAAAAGGCAAAACUGAGACUGAAGGUCAAACUGCGACUGAACCUUCGGAGAAGAAAGGUCAGACUGAAGGUCAGACUGAAGGUCAGACUGAAGGUCAGACUGAAGGUCAGACUGAAGGUCAGACUGAAGGUCAGACUGAAGGUCAGACUAAAGGUCAGAAUGAAGGUCAGAUUAAAGGUCAGAAUGAAGUUGGGAAUAACACUCGGGGUGAGGCUACGAUGGACGCGAAUGAAGAUAAUCCUUUCGGUUCAUUAGAGUCAUUGAGUAAUUUGACUCCGUCCAAGUUGGAGGAUUUCGAGAAGGCGCCGGAUGUGCCUAAGAUAAUGAGGAAUUCGUACAAAACGUGUGUGUUGGAUAAGGGAUGUCGUCCGUUGGACGACUUCCUUUCAUCAGCCUUGUUACCGCACGUGUCGGAGGACCCGGAUGUGUCCAAGGCGGCGGCGAACAUUGAGGCGUCGGGUGCAGAUUUGUUUUGCUGCAUUUUACCGGACCCAUAUACGGUGCGUGUGGUGCGUGAUAAGAUUAUGGCGGAGGUGCCUGCGGGUUACAUAGUGAGAGAGAAGGCGGUGGAGCGCGCUCUGAUCAAACUGCAUGACGUGAACAGCUGCAUUAACCGUUUUAAAAACGAGUGUGUGCUCCGGGAUCAACGCCUAUCCACACUAACUGGUCCGGGGAACGUGGGCCCCACCACUGCGAUCGAGCUAGAUCCCGUGCCCGAAACAUUUGGUGGCGUCGCAGUUGGAGCCGAACUGACCCUGAUCAAUCUUCAGAAAGCAAACGGUGCUGAACUCAUGGCGCCCCCGCGCGCCCGUCCGGUCCUCGACGACGCCGCUGUAGGUCUCUCCGUCCUGUCCAAAUACUCAAGCCGUCCUGUCCCCAGUGUGGGACCUCCUGCUGGGCGUCUGGCCGUCGGCAUCGGCUCUGGCUCCAACUCAGGUCCGGCGCGAUUGGUGGACGCCGCGAUACCCACAUAUGAGGACGUACCGGUGGUGGCGCAGUUGAUAAGUCCUAAACCGGCUACGCAGUUAUUGUUUAUCAGUUCGCCGGUGACUGUGCAGAACGCAGCGCGCGUGUUUCUGGAGUGCGUCUUCGUGAAUCCGCAUACACAGAGGCCGUUUCCGCUCAAGUCAUGUGCUACGCAACGCUGUCCACUUUCGUUGCUAGCGAACCGUGCGGCGCCACAAGCGUCUGAAACGCGGCUUCUGUCCUACCGUGAGUGUUUCUCGAGCUGGCCGGAACUUAUUGGGGACUAUUGCGGUCUGGUGUCGGUUUUAGACUCGCUCGAGACGACCUACUCCGUUCCACUCCCGCCCGAUACCAUGCUAAGCGUGCCCGUGGAGGCCUUCAGCAGCGGACGCGUCGUCCUUGUCUUCCGGCCGCUGGCCCACCUCUGGGACGAAAUUGACGGCCUCGAACCCCGUUCUGAAACCCGGACAGGCCUAGGAAGACGGAUUGGACUUGGGCGACCCGCCCCCGCCGGCUCGGAAUCUCUGCGCGCCAAGGUGUUGCAGGUGGUGUCUUCCUACAGCCAGGGCGGACUGCUCCAGCGAGGAUUCACGGCACCGGUGGACAGCGUGCAGUCCUUUUCGGACACGGCUCAGCGCGGGAAUCGGGUGCAGCGCGCGGACUCGGGGUUGUUUGACUACCGGGUCUCGCAGCGUUUCCGGGAACAGGGCCCGAGUCACUCCCGUCGCGUUGUCGUAGACGGUAAGCCGACGUACUUCGACGUAGGCUUCUUUCGGAAAGUGGCGCCGCUUCCAGCCAAAACGGCGGUGCAAGAAAUCCUCAUUCUGCCCAGCUUCACUUUUAUCAACGCCUGUCCCGUUGCCCUAGUGGCUCGUUGUGCUGCUCAGGUCACAAAGAACCCUAGUGGCAACCUCCGCCUAAGUUCUGACACUGGCGCUGUCCGUUCCGGAGUCCUCCGUCCCGGCCAGGUCCACUUCUUCUUCGACUGCCCACCCCCCGCGGUCUGGAACACCCUCCACGUCUCUGUCGCCAUUACCGCUUCCGAAGAGUCGGGUUCCAGCACAGCCUCGGGUUUCAGCACAGCCGCGGCCAUCUGUGUGCCCGAAAAUCGUUUCGUUCAAGACACAAGAGCUCAGACCACACACAACGGCGCCGAUGAUAACAAUGCGGCUGUCAACGCAGCCGCGUCACGGGACCCGGAAUUGGACGACGAGUUGCCGGUGCACAAGUUGUUUAUUACAGGCAGCAUGAAGUACGCUGAUGUGGUGUUGGAAGCACGACGUGACGCGGCCGAUGUAGCGGCAUUUCUACCAGAGUUAGUGCACGUACGUCAGCAAGUAUGUGUCGUAUCUGCUCCCUAUUGGGCUGUGAACCGUACGGGUCUCAACCUUUCACUUCAGAACGAAAGUGGACACCGAUUCUGGCCAACUGACACCCAUGCUUUUAACGGUAUGUAUUUAGCCGAGGAGGGAACCAAGUUCCAAAUCUCCUGCGGUAUCACCGGACCUGGUAGACCUCCCUCCGCCAAAGUGCCCCUUCCCGCACUCGGUGAAAGCAGUCUGGCCACCGUCGAAAUUAAUGAGCGAGAGGACGCAUUGUUCACUAUCAAGUGCGAGCGGAUCAACCUCGCAGACACCGCCGGCGCCCUCUCCAGACUCAUCACCGUCAGCAGCAAAUUCAUCUUCACCAAUAACUGCCCCUGGCCCAUCCUCAUUCGCAGAACUAGACCCUCGCAACAAGAAAAUGCCUACCUCGAUCGAAAAACCACCAGCAGUGCCCUUGGAGGCCGUCCUGGCGGUCCUGGUACUGGUACUGGUGGCCGUCCCGGUGGUCGUCCUGGUGGUCCUGGUACUGGUGGUCCUGGUGGUGGAGGCAGUCGCCCGGGCGGGGCUACAACAGACCAAGGACCGAGCGCUGAAAAUCGAGAUACAUUGCGCAUAAUGCCGGGAGAGACGGUGCCGAUGCGCACCAUAUUCAAGCCUAAGACGCCGACUAUUUACUUCCGACCCGACCCCCAGGCCACGGGGACCAAGUUUGCAUGGUCGCAAGAAAUUUACCCACUCGAACGUUGGAUGGGCGAUAACCACAUCUACAUUUCCGAUUCGUCAAAGGAACAACACACGUUCGUUGUCCGGAUCCUCAGCUACGACUCCAUCAGCAACGUCGUCAUCCGGCUGUUGGAAAGCCCGCAUGAAAUCGGUGAGACAGGCGUUUACAUUAACAACCUCUUUCCGCCUGAGUCGCAGGUUUCCGCCUGUGUCCUGCCGUAUCAUAGUGAAAGCAAAGAAAACGGUGGGCGCGGCAUGCUUCUGCAAGAUUGCAUUCCCCUCGACAACGCGUCCGAAACUAGACGGACCAGAAACGAGCCUGCUGCCGGCCCGGGUAGCCAACUUGUUCUCGGUAGCCAACUUGGCGGCAGUAGCCCGACUGGCGUCGCCAGUCAAGCAGGUAAUCAUCCUGGUAGCGCAGCAGAGAUGUCCCGAACGGCCGGUGAUCGGUCUUCUCGGCGGCAAGUGCGGGUAGUCGGGCCAGGUACGAGGCAAGUAGUAUCAUGGAUCCGUCCUUUUGUGAACAAGUCACGUAUGAUGGCGGUGGUGCUACGGAUCGAUUCGGAUACGUAUUUCCCGAAGAGUCCGACUUUAUUGAGUGCAAUUGAUGGUUUCAAACCGCGUACAUUAAAUAUUGAAUACAGCCAGAUGCGUGAGAGCGCGAAGGAGGUGGUGAAGUUUUGGUUAGGUCAGGGCCGGUGUGUUGAGGCGACGCUGAUGAUGGAGAAGCGUGGUGAUUGUGUGAUCGUAACUAUCGGGCCAUCAGAUGUGUUGCGAAAAAUGGAUACAAGAAUUUCGAUUUGGAAUCCGUUGACUGGUAGUCUGGAGAUGAAUGAAACAGAUCGGGAGCACUUGGUAGACGUGCAGAUAUGUCGUUUAGGAGUAUCAUUGAUUAGUGAGAAGUUACGGGAAGAGCUUAUUUUUGCGGAGUUAUCCCAUUUGGAGAUGCAUUCUUCUCUGAAGCGAGACACGCAAAAGCUGAUUGUCUGGAUUACCGGUAUCCAAGUUGACCUUCAGGCUGGUGGUGGCAAAGUCUUGUUUGCUAAUCGCGGUCGUAUGAGCAUGAACGGUCCCCAGCCCUUUUUGUCAUUGGAAGUGGAGCGUCCUUGUGUGAGCUCGCGUGACGUGUUGCUAGAGAAGAUUACAGUGGGUUUAGAUGAUAUGGAAUUGGAUGUGGACACUGAAGUAAUGUUAUUGAUCCAGGAUUUUUAUCGUGAAUGUCUGAAGAGCCAAGGCUACACGUUGACGAGUCAGGGAAUAGGUCUGAAGGAGUUGAUGAGUAAAUAUGUAGGUAUAGCACACUAUACCAAUUAUAGCCCCCCUGAAUUACCUCCUUGUGUGAGUAUGGACCGGGCAUUGGUACCGUCAUUUACAGUACAUUGCUGGUGUUCAUUUGUCGUGGAUAAGUUAGCGUUUCUGGGAGAUACAAUUAUAUUGGUGCUGAAGAUCAUUACAUUGGGACAGAGAUUUGAUUUAAAGGGAGCACCAUUAAAGUUCGAGACGCAGAAUAUUAAGGAGCCUAUGCGUGGGAGUUUGUGGACGAUUGUACAUAGUCUACAAGGCACAUACACAUCACAGGUGUUUAACUCCAUCGCGGUGUUGCUUGGCUAUUCUUCGUUGUUGGAUAUCCCUCGCAUCCCUAUGGAGUUACUAAGGACUGGCGUCGAUGCCGGUCUCUCCACUUUCAGUAACGUAACCAGCACUGUCGGCUCGCUCCUCUCGAGCCUGACCAUGGACAAGGACUACAUCAACAGUCGACAGCGCGAUCGGAGGCACGCGACCUCUCUCACAGGCGGACUUCAAGCGGCAGCAAAGAACUUCGGAGAAGGCUUUAUGAGCAUCGGGAACGUCAUCACUAAACCUGCUGAAGGCUUCCGCAGAGACGGCACAACCGGACUCGUUCGCAAUAUCCUCCCUGGACUCAUGGGCACGGUAGUUAAACCCGUCGACAAACUCGGACAAGCCCUUACCAAUGUUGUCUCAGGAGUACGCGCUGAAUACGUAGAAAAAUCCGCUUCUGAAGGCAAACAAGUCCUCCAGCGCAAACGGAAACCGCGCAUGCUCUGGGGAGAACACGGCCAAAUCCGCGAAUACCGCAACAGCGAAGCCAAUGUCCGCCACGCCUUGGGCCCACAUGUCCGCGGCGUCAUCGAAUGCUUCCAACUCACCACCAGACGAGCCCAGACGCUGUGGCUCGCCUUCUACCCAAACCGAAUCGUGUUGUUCCGAGAAGCUCACCAGGACGAAGUCUCGUCCGCCGAACCUCACUGGGUGUGCGACGUUAGCGGGAUCGACCAAGUUGCCGCCAGCACACACGGCAUCACCAUCCACAACAGGAGUCAGCGGUACCAAAUUCCCUGCGCUGACCCUCUGCUACUCAGCAGACUAUAUCAGCAGAUACAAGCUUUGCGGAACGCGCUAAACAAUGUAGUCGUCGCCAAUUCUUGGGGUCUCAAAACAGUGAAUAAGUAA
This is a messenger RNA of Gregarina niphandrodes, 13557 nucleotides long. RefSeq names its product putative vacuolar protein sorting-associated protein. The transcript is spliced from 4 exons. Gene Ontology annotation, biological process: protein targeting to vacuole; protein retention in Golgi apparatus. The coding region runs from base 1 to 13557 and encodes 4518 amino acids. Lineage: Eukaryota; Apicomplexa; Conoidasida; Eugregarinorida; Gregarinidae. The record is from RefSeq and is a predicted model, not a curated record. Gene Ontology annotation, cellular component: extrinsic component of membrane.